Molecule: messenger RNA, 1572 nt
Organism: Myzus persicae (green peach aphid)
Lineage: Eukaryota; Metazoa; Arthropoda; Insecta; Hemiptera; Aphididae
Product: zinc finger MYM-type protein 1-like
Exons: 2
Coding region: 1-1572 (523 amino acids)
Molecular function (GO): protein dimerization activity
Source: RefSeq, a predicted model, not a curated record
AUGGCAUUCCGUGGACAUGAUGAAAGUCACGAAAGUUGUCAGCAAGGAAAUUUUAAAGAAUUAGUAAAUCUUUUAGCAAAGUAUGAUACUACUUUAAAAAAUCAUUUAGUAAUGGGACCUAAAAAUGCACAGUAUGUCAGUAAUCAUAUUCAAAAUGAUCUUAUUUUUUCAUUACAUAACGUUGUGUUCAAACAAAUAAAAUCUAGUAUAAAUGAUUGCAAAAUAUCAAUUAUAGCAGACGAAACAUCUGAUGUAGGACACCAUGAGCAGUUAUCUAUAGUCAUAAGACAUUUUGAUAAACAAACAAAUAGACCAAUAGAAACUUUUGUUGCACUUAGGCGAAUGAAAUCAGUUGAUGCUCAAUCUAUAUUUGAUGCAAUAACAAGUGUAUUACUUGUAUUACUUCAAUUAUCAAAAAACUGGACAUCUGUAAUAUCAGUCUGUUUUGAUGGUGCAAGUACCAUGUCUGGUGGUAUUGGAGGAGUACAGGCAAAUUUUAUCGAAGGUAGUCCUACAAGGCAUGCCAUCUUAGAAAAAAUAAUUGCAGCAUCAUUCGGUCAGAAAUUUGCUACCUUGAAAUCAUUAUCUACUACAAGAUGGGCUUGUAGGGCCGAAGCAGUAACUUCUGUUAAAAACCAUUAUGCAUCUAUUUUAACUGCUAUUGAAGAAAUUUGUGAAAAAUCCAAUGUUCCAGAAAUGAGGGCUAAAGGGCUUUUGGUUCAAAUGAAAUCAUUUGAAUUUAUUUUUGGACUUGUUAUGAUGCAACCAAUCUUGCAAAUGAUCCUAAAAAUUAGCAAACUGUUACAAUCAAAUAACCUAGAGUUGUUGACUGCUGUUGAGGUACUUAAUUCAUUAAAAUCCUCAUUGGUUUCAAUGAGAAAUAAUUCUAAUAGUUUUGAAGAUAUUUACCAAAAUUGUUUAGACAUGUGUGAAGAGUAUGAAAUACAUACCCCAGAUGUAAAAAGAAGAAAAGUAUCAACAAAAAUUGAUACAUCACAAAAUCAAUAUUUUUUUGAAACCAAAUCAGAUGAAAUGAAAGUUACCGUAUUUAACACAACAUUAGAUAAACUGAUAAAUGGCAUUGAUUCUAGGUUUAAUCAGGAAUCAUUAAAAAUCAUUAAUUCAAUUGGAAAUAUGGUUAAAUUGAAUACUGGUGAAAAUAUAUCAUAUCAAUGUUUAAAAGAACAAUUUGGAAUAUGUGAAGAUGAUUUGUGUACAGAAAUAAUAUUAUUAAAAAAUAUGACCGAUAUACCAAAUGGUGGAACUUCAGUUAAAACAAUACAUGAAUGGUUAGAUUGGCUACAAGACUCUAACAAAAGUGAAAUUUUUUCUAACUUUUCUAAAGCAUUACAGUUAUUUGUAACAAUACCUGUUACAAGUUGCAGUUGUGAACGCAGCUUCUCAAAAAUGACCAUUGUUAAAAGUAAACUUCGAACAACUAUGACCCAAAAAAGAUUGGAUUCACUGAUGUUGUUAUUUGUUGAACAACAUAGAACUAAUAAUGUGGAUAUUGACGAGGUCAUCGAAGAGUUUAAUGUACUAAAUGACACGACACGCCGAAUGGUGUUAUAA